Arabidopsis lyrata subsp. lyrata is the source of this 1829-nucleotide messenger RNA. RefSeq lists its product as uncharacterized. Lineage: Eukaryota; Viridiplantae; Streptophyta; Magnoliopsida; Brassicales; Brassicaceae. The transcript has a single exon. The record is from RefSeq and is a predicted model, not a curated record. Bases 1320 to 1802 code for a protein of 160 amino acids.
UUGGCUCAUGAAUAGAUUUUUCAGGUUUUGUAUGUUCACUGUGUUGCAUUACUUCUCAAUUUUUUUUUGCUUGCCUCAUGCCUGCCUAAGUUUAAAGUGUAGUGUCCUGUUUUCGUUUCUAGUUUAAGCUUGUUGAUUGAACUCAAUCUAACAUUUGAUAGCUUAAGAUUCUUGUGGGUGAGAUUAGUUCAUGGAUUAUGUUAAGUAAUCCAUGAGCUCAGGCUCAGGCUCAUUAAUUGAACUAGUCUAGCAAUUGAUAGCUUAAGAUGUCUCAUUCUCAAAAAAUUGUCAGGAAACAAUUACUUUUGUAUGUUCACUGGGUUGCAUGAUUUCUCAAAUUCUUUUGCUUGUCUUAUCCCAUGCUCUUAAAGUAUUAAUUCUUAGAAAGUUUGAGUUUUUAGGCCUUAAAAAUCAGAUUUUUCCAAAUUAUGCUUGCCUAAGUUCAUAGUGUAGUGUCCUGUUUAGUUUCUAGUUCUUGUUAGGCUUGUUGAUUGAACUGAAUCUAACAUUUGAUAGCUUAAGAUUUUUGAUGGGUGAGAUUUAGCUCAUGGAUAGAUUUUUCAGGUUUUGUUUGUUCACUGUGUUGCAUGACUUCUCAAAUUCUUAUUUUGUCUCCAACGAUUUGGUUUUGUGGGUACUUGGUGUGGUACGUAAUGAUCUCUCUGUGAUCUGUGUUAUCUCCUAGCCUUUUGACUUUUGUUCUUAGUUAGUUUCUUGAUGAAAUUUGGAAUCUUUUUGCUUCGAUCUCUUCUUAAAGGAGUAUCAUGUCUAUGUUCAAUUGAAAUUGUUGUUUAUCUGUUUGACUUUGGUGUUGUGUAUUAAUUUUUUUAUUAUUGAUUCUCACAAUGUGAUUCUGGUUUCAUUGCUCACUAAAGAUUUAUAAUAAUUUGGGAAGGAUUUAUAGUAAUUCGGGAAGGACUUAUAGUAAUUCGGGAAGGAUUUAUAGUAAUUCGGGAAGGACUUAUAGUAAUUCGGGAAGGUCUUCCUUGAAUAUAUUUGUGUACUGAUUUCCUUUGAUUUAAAUUGCAGGAAAAUGGGAGAUUCGUUUCCAACUGAUUCCACACUGCCAAAGCUUCUGUACAAUAUAGGACAUGAGCCAAAUUCAGAAGUUAGGAUAAACCAAUGUGCAAGAUAUGAGUAUAUCGAUAAAGUACAAUGCAUCAUCUCUGCUACAGAGUUUCAGAGAACCGGAGAAUCGUUUUUGGGACCCGUUCUGAAGGCUACAGCAAGGGGAUUAAAUUUGUCAGGCAAGUUGAUCCAUUUGAAGCUUAACGACAGUGAAGAAGAAUGAGUUGUGGUUUCAUUUUGGGGGCCAACCUAUGAAAUUCUCUAAUAGAGAAUUUCAUAUGGUUACUGGAUUGAAGUAUUCUCCACAGGAAGCUGAUGAAAAUGUGGAGGAUAAUCGCUAUGGUUGGGCAAACACCAUGCAGCGACACACAUCUGAUGAGCUGUUAGACAUAUUGAGAAAGACUGAUAGAGAUUCAGGGGACGAGAGAUUUUGCCUUGCGAUGCUCCUGUUGACGGAGUCUAUCUUCCUGAACAUGUAUAAAGGCAACAAAUUCCCUGCAGCUCACCUUAAGAGAGCUCAAGAUGUGCAUCAAUUCCUCAACUAUCCAUGGGGGAUAGAUGCUUUCAAGGUGCUGUUGUCCUCGAUCAAGUUUAAUGUUCCAUCUAACUUGUUGAAGGAUAAGUAUGACAUCCAUGGGUAUCCGUUGGCUCUCCAUCUCUGGAUUCUGGAGUCCAUUCCAAUCAAGCUUAAGCAGAGUGAGUUUGCUCAAGCCUCGGAUUGCAUUCAUUUGUGAGAGGUACACGAGCACAACAACUCCACA